Molecule: messenger RNA, 1489 nt
Organism: Bombus terrestris (buff-tailed bumblebee)
Lineage: Eukaryota; Metazoa; Arthropoda; Insecta; Hymenoptera; Apidae
Product: RING finger protein 37
Exons: 2
Coding region: 1-1488 (495 amino acids)
Biological process (GO): protein polyubiquitination
Cellular component (GO): nucleus
Molecular function (GO): ubiquitin protein ligase binding; ubiquitin-ubiquitin ligase activity; zinc ion binding
Source: RefSeq, a predicted model, not a curated record
AUGCUUUUCAACUUCUGUGAUCCUCGUUUAAGGCCAGAAAUUCAAUGCAGUACUGUUAGCACAGAAGGAUAUGAAGUCACCAAUUUAAUAACUGGUACUGAUAAAGGAUUUUUAGCAUAUGCUUGUAUCAAGCCUCCUAUAAAUAUCGACGUUACUUUUAUAUGUAACAUAUGUAUCAAUCACAUUUUAAUUUGGCCACAAGUUGGCUCUCAAAAGUCAUCAGGCUUUCAAUUAUAUGCUAAGACUAGUAACGAUGCCAGUGUACCAUACAGUUUACUAGGCACUGGAUUUUUAGACACCACACACACUGGAUUAUUGUUUUGUCCAAGUAAACAUGAAUCAAUUCCUGCACCACCAAAUUUUUUGAAAUGUUUUACAAAAUCCUCCCUGCAAUACUUAACAAGGUGCAUAAAUAGUUUAAGGAUUUGUAUAUGUAAAACAAAGAAUUCAGUACCUGCAUUAGGUAAGAUAGAAGUGUGGGGAACAGUGUCACCACGUUGUGGUAAAGAUACUGUAGCCAGUAUUUCUACUUUAUGGUUCAAACCAUCUUGCUUAGCUGAAUCUAUGGAAAGAUCUGAAAAUGCUGAAUAUAAAACACCUGUUACUAAUACAGAUAAUAAGGAAAUAUUGGAAACAAAUCUACAAGUUCCAGAAAGUUUUUUAGAUGCCAUUACUUAUGAAAUCAUGACACAGCCAAUUCUCUUGCCAAGCGGAAAAAUAAUUGACCAAACUACAUUACUGAAACACGAGGAAAGUGAAGCAGUAUGGGGAAGAAGAUUGACUGAUCCUUUUACUGGUUUACCAUUUAGUGAAGAUCGCAAACCUGUUAUAGCAAGUGCUUUAAAAAUAAGGAUAGACAGGUUUUUGCUUGAAAAUUGCAAUAAUGAAGAAAUAAAAAAAUUACCAAGAGUGUUAGGUCGUGCAUUGCCCUCUGAUGGGAAUGUAACAGAUAAAACAGUAACGGAAGUUCCUAAUUAUUUGUUAAAAAGAAAUAUAAUUCAAGGUCCAAGCAAUAUUAAGCCAAAGUUUCAUUGUUCUAUAGUAAGUUCUGUAAAAGCAGAGAAAAAACUUUGUCAUAAAUUGCCAGUUGUUAUAAUGUCCCAAAAACGAACUGUUUCUGCUUUAACUAAACCAGCAAAGAAAAGAAUGACUGCCAAUUCUUAUAUCUCAACUAUACCUCUGUCUAAAAACACAGAAAGGGAACAAAAAAAUAAUUGUAUUGAUAUAAUGGAUCUAACUGUUGAUAAUGAAACAGAUUUCGAUAUUGAUAUAGCAGUACCUAAUUUAAAACGUUUUAAUAACAUUCCAAAAAAGAACGAGACAAAUUCGAAAUUAACUACGUGUUCCUGUUGCCCUAAUGGCAUUUUUUACCAGCUUCCAUGUAAGCAUGUUCUAUGUAGAAAUGUCUUAACAUCGAUUGAAAAUAACCAAUGUACAUCUUGUAGCAUGCCUUAUAAAAAUAAUGAAAUAAAACGGAUUUAUGAAUGAA